Panicum virgatum (switchgrass) is the source of this 1084-nucleotide messenger RNA. RefSeq lists its product as uncharacterized. NCBI's taxonomy places the organism in Eukaryota, Viridiplantae, Streptophyta, Magnoliopsida, Poales, Poaceae. The transcript is spliced from 2 exons. The coding region runs from base 107 to 835 and encodes 242 amino acids. The record is from RefSeq and is a predicted model, not a curated record.
CCGAGAAGCCGUGCCUGCCCUGUGCCCCCUCCUCAGCGCGCGCCCACUGCUCACCACAUCACCCCCGACGGCCGUGCUCCGGCAUCUCGCCGCCCGGCGCUCGCUCAUGGAGGUCGCCUCGCUGCAGCACCUCGGCGACAGCUUUUCCUGCGGGUGGCUCAAGCGCGGCGCGCCGGCGCCGUCGUUCGAGAGCCUCGUUGGCGCCGACCUCGGCAAUUCCUUCGGCAGCUCCAGGUCCUUCAUCGACAUGGACCCCGCCGAGCUCUUCUCCAUGCGGUGGACCACGAAGACCACGGCGACGGAGAGCGACUUCGAGUUCGGCUUGCCCGGCGGCGGCGGCGGCGGCGGGAGCAGUGACCCGCCGUCCCCGGUGCUGAUCAGCGCCAGCCAGGUCAUCCGCAACGGCCGCCUCCUCCCCAGCGAGCCCGCGGUCGCUGACCUUCCCAACAGCGCGCCGCGGUCGCCGUCGCCCUCGUCGCCGCUGUACCGCUCGGCCCAGAGCACGCCGGCCUCCAGCGGGCGGAGCGGCGUCGCCGGCAGCAAGAACGCCGCCGCCAGGCCGCCCCCGCUCUUCGCCGCCGGGAGGCGCGGGCGGGCGUCGUCGUCGUCGUGGAAGAUACUGGUGCAGUACCUCCGGUUCCUCAUGCCGCUGCACCGGAAGGUCAGGGCGCUGCGGCGGUUCUCGGCGCCGAGGCCCAGGGUCGCGCCGGCGAGCCCCGCGCGCGCGUCCACGUCCCCGUCGAGCAUGGAGUGGUGCCACGGCAAUGCCGACACGGCCGUCCGCGACGCCAUCCUCUACUGCAAGAAGUCCAGCUUUCAGGGACAAGAUGCAUAGCCCUGCACCGCAGGAUCGGAACACAUGGCAUCCAUGAACUUGAUGUGAAUCCACGAGUGUCUCUCUGCUGCGUUGUGUCAUCUCAGCUCGAGUUCUUUGUUUGUAUCCCCCGACAUGAACAUGAUGUUUUGGCACCUAUACCCAGACAGUAUUACAUUCAGGGAUGUAUUUAACCGUGGUGUGAAUGACUGGAUCGUGUGUACAGCAUAAUCAAUAGACGACGGUCUCUCGACCCCUUUCACGUCUCCA